Molecule: messenger RNA, 699 nt
Organism: Cordyceps fumosorosea ARSEF 2679
Lineage: Eukaryota; Fungi; Ascomycota; Sordariomycetes; Hypocreales; Cordycipitaceae
Product: Orotate phosphoribosyltransferase
Exons: 1
Coding region: 1-699 (232 amino acids)
Biological process (GO): pyrimidine nucleotide biosynthetic process; 'de novo' pyrimidine nucleobase biosynthetic process; pyrimidine ribonucleoside biosynthetic process
Cellular component (GO): cytoplasm
Molecular function (GO): orotate phosphoribosyltransferase activity
Source: RefSeq, a predicted model, not a curated record
AUGUCUCACCUGGCUCAGUACAAGAAGGACUUCCUCAAGUCUUGCCACGACGGUGGCAUUCUCAAGUUUGGAAGCUUCGAGCUCAAGUCCAAGAGAAUCUCUCCUUACUUCUUCAAUGCCGGCGACUUCCAUACUGCUCGCCUAGCUGGCGCGAUUGCCAAGGCUUUUGCACUCACCAUCCUCGAGGCCCAGAAGAAUGGUCUUGAGUUUGACAUUGUCUUCGGCCCUGCCUACAAGGGUAUCCCUCUUGCUACGGCUGUCACCAUCAAGAUUGGCGAGCUCGAGGCUGCCAACCUGGACAAGAUUUCCUACUCGUUUGACCGAAAGGAGGCCAAGGACCACGGCGAGGGUGGCAACAUUGUUGGCGCCAGCCUCAAGGGCAAGCGUGUGCUCAUUGUUGACGACGUCGUGACGGCUGGAACGGCCAAGAGAGAAGCUAUCGAGAAGAUCAGAAAGGAAGGCGGAAUUGUUGCCGGUAUUGUCGUGGCCCUGGACCGCAUGGAGAAGCUCCCCGCGGCCGACGGUGAUGACUCCAAGCCCGGCCCUAGUGCCAUUGGCGAGAUGAAGAAGGAAUAUAGCAUUCCUAUCUUUUCCAUCGUUACACUCGACGACGUUAUUGAUGGCAUGCGUGGUCUCAUCUCGGAGGAGGACAUCAAGAAGACUGAGGAGUACCGCGCCAAGUACAAGGCCAGCGACUAA